AAGAAAAAGGUAGGCAGUUCGAAGGUUGAUGGCAAUGGUUGGGUUUCUGGUAACUAUGAAAUGGACUGCUCAUCAAAUCAUAGAAUACUGCAUAAUUUUAUAAAAACACAAAAUCAAAAUUUUUUUUAUUCUAUCAUCUCUGUCAAAUAACAUAUUCUUUAUUAGAAAAAAAGCAAAAAAAAAAAAAAAUUUAUUGAAGCAAAUUUGCCUUUCCUUCUCCAUCAAAAUCCCUUGUUCUUUCUUUGUCAAACUGACAAUAGAAAGGAAAGAAAACCCAUUUUUUCAUACCCUUAGAAGUCUGGAAUUCUUGAGAAAUCUCUCUCUUAACUUCUUGUUCUUGUGACAUCACAACUGUUUUGCUCUUUCUUUUCUUUUCUUUUUCUUUUUGUUUUUCCUUUCUGUUUUAAUUCUCUUUAUGUGUCUUGGGUUGUUCUUUGAGCAGUGAUUUUUUGCUAGAUUUGAGGGAUUUAGUCUUUGAAGGAGUAAGACUCGGAAGAGAAAAUGGAGAUUUGGAAAUGGGUACUUUUUGGAAUUCUUUUUCUUUCAGCUUUUGUUGUCAAGAUUGAGGCUUUCAAGCUAGGCCGUAGUCAACCGACUGAGAGAAUUUCAGGCAGUGCUGGUGAUGUCUUGGAAGAUGAUCCAGUUGGAAGGUUGAAAGUUUUUGUUUAUGAGCUUCCUAGCAAAUAUAACAAGAAGAUUUUGCAGAAGGACCAAAGAUGCCUCAACCACAUGUUUGCAGCUGAGAUCUACAUGCAUAGGUUUCUUUUAUCUAGCCCUGUUCGAACCCUCAACCCUGAGGAGGCUGAUUGGUUCUACACUCCUGUAUACACUACAUGUGACCUGACACCAAAUGGCCUCCCAUUGCCAUUUAAGUCACCGCGGAUGAUGAGAAGUGCAAUACAGCUUAUUUCUUCAAAUUGGCCCUAUUGGAACCGGACAGAAGGGGCUGAUCACUUUUUUCUAGUGCCACAUGAUUUUGGAGCAUGCUUCCAUUAUCAAGAGGAGAAAGCCAUUGAAAGAGGGAUUCUUCCCUUGCUACAACGUGCCACAUUGGUUCAGACUUUUGGACAGCGGAAUCAUGUUUGCCUGAAAGAGGGCUCAAUCACAAUUCCACCAUAUGCUCCACCCCAGAAAAUGCAAACACACCUGAUUCCUGAAAAAACUCCUAGGUCCAUUUUUGUUUACUUCCGUGGACUGUUUUAUGACGUUGGAAAUGACCCUGAAGGUGGUUACUAUGCCAGAGGUGCUAGAGCAGCAGUAUGGGAGAACUUUAAGGACAACCCACUCUUUGACAUUUCAACUGAGCACCCAACUACCUACUACGAGGACAUGCAACGAGCUGUAUUUUGUUUGUGUCCACUUGGCUGGGCACCUUGGAGUCCUAGGUUGGUUGAAGCAGUGAUAUUUGGAUGCAUUCCUGUUAUUAUAGCAGAUGAUAUUGUUCUACCCUUUGCUGAUGCAAUUCCAUGGGAAGAAAUUGGAGUUUUUGUUGAUGAGAAGGACGUCCCCAACUUGGACACAAUACUCACAUCGAUCCCACCUGAAGUAAUAUUAAGAAAGCAGAGAUUGCUUGCUAAUCCUUCAAUGAAGCAGGCAAUGUUAUUCCCCCAACCUGCUCAACCAGGAGAUGCUUUCCAUCAAGUUUUGAAUGGACUUGCACGCAAGUUGCCACAUGACAAGAGCGUCUACUUAAAGCCUGGUGAAAGGGUCUUGAAUUGGACUGCUGGCCCUGUUGGCGACCUGAAACCUUGGUAGCAGUUGUAACAUCAGGUUCCUACAACCUUCCAGCAUUCUACCUGGUAGACCUACAUCUUGAACUUUAUCGGGCUUUAUCUGUGUAAUUGAGCCACAGAUUCAAAAUAUAAAUCUUAGUUCUGCCAAAAUGCAUUAGAAUAUACAGUUUUUGGUUGCAGCUUUAGCAUCAUGACUUGUGAUUGUUCCUUGUAUGUUUUCUCAGAGUUCAGGACUGCCCAAUCUUUAACUCAUUUAAUUAAUGGCAUCAUUAUAGGAUAAUAAUAAUCUUUGUGUGGGUAAACUUUGAUGUCAAGACUUUUCCGGUUGGUUCAUACGAGAGAAUAUUAUUAUGGUUUAUAUAGGCAGCAAAUUGAGUGUCUUUUUCAUUUUUGUGCAAGACAAUAUAAAUGUUCACGCAGUCCGAAGUUUCCUCUCAUUUCCAUCAUUCAUGAAGUCUUGAUUUCUUCCAUUCAAUAUUCAUAAUGCUAGGGCAAAGCUGGAUUUUCACUCUCCUUUUUAUGGAAAAUAGGCACCAAAAAAUGUCUUAAGAAAACCCAUAAAAAAGACUAGGAAAGUACAAAAAAAGAGCAUGAAAGCCACGAAAAGAACAAAUGAAAAGAGACGAACCAGCAGGGCACUGCCUGUUGCAAUUGUGGUUGGAAUUGCAGCAGUUGCUGGUAUUAUACUUUAACCUCAACAAUGCCAUUGUAGGGUGAAUGA
Messenger RNA from Durio zibethinus, 2454 nucleotides. The record is from RefSeq and is a predicted model, not a curated record. NCBI's taxonomy places the organism in Eukaryota, Viridiplantae, Streptophyta, Magnoliopsida, Malvales, Malvaceae.